This is a messenger RNA of Trichogramma pretiosum, 1887 nucleotides long. RefSeq names its product GPI mannosyltransferase 2 (gene PIG-V). Gene Ontology annotation, cellular component: mannosyltransferase complex; endoplasmic reticulum membrane. The record is from RefSeq and is a predicted model, not a curated record. Gene Ontology annotation, molecular function: GPI mannosyltransferase activity; alpha-1,6-mannosyltransferase activity. The coding region runs from base 355 to 1863 and encodes 502 amino acids. Gene Ontology annotation, biological process: GPI anchor biosynthetic process. The transcript is spliced from 3 exons. NCBI's taxonomy places the organism in Eukaryota, Metazoa, Arthropoda, Insecta, Hymenoptera, Trichogrammatidae.
CUUUGACAGCCGUCGCUUAGUACUUGAGAAAAUUUUAAAGUAACAUGAAACUGUACACGGUCACGAUGAGAGUCACGAAAAUUAUGUUAUGUACUAUCAGUAGGUGUCAUGCAUGUGAAAUUUAAAAACACUUCCAAAAAAAUAUGGUGUUAUCAAUCUACACAUUUAAACUGAAUCGUCUAAUAGAACUGUAAGAAUGUAAGAUCCAUUAUUUUUGAAUUAUUGAGAUGAUGAAAUUAUACAGAUCUUCAAUAAGUAAAAGUGUUUCUCAUUCCUACAAAUUACAGAAAAAGCUUGUUAAUGUGGGUACCUUAUUUUUGAAUUAAAGGAAGCAGCAUAAUAUAAUAAUGAAAGAUGUACAGUGCAAGAGACAAAGUAUUUUGGUUUGCUAUUUUAUCUCGUGGGAUUGUCUUCAUUCUGCAGCUUGCAUUCAAUGCUAUAUGUCCAGACCACGCAGCAGAUGCUUUUUAUAGUCCUAUAGACCCAAUUGAAAAAUAUAAUAAAUUAGAUAAAGUAAUUUUUUUUAUGUUUAGUGGCUUAACCAGAUGGGAUGCUCAGUAUUAUGUGCACAUUACCAAAUAUGGAUAUACAUAUGAAAAUACACUUGCAUUUUAUCCUCUUUAUCCAAUUUUAGUAAAAUACACAGCUUAUGUGUUGAAAAUAGAGCCACCAUUAAUAAAUUAUAGCAACACAAUAGUGAUUUCAGGAUUCCUAAUAAACUUUGUUUGCUUUGUCAAGGCAUCAUUGAUUUUAUAUGAUCUCAGUCUUAUUGUCUUUAAAGAUAUCAAAAUAGCAUACAGAGCUGCAAUUCUGUUUUGUAUAAAUCCAGCCAGUAUAUUUUUUACUGCUCUUUACACUGAAUCAAUGUUUGCUUAUUUAACUUUUUAUACUAUGCUAGAAAGUAUUAAGAAUAAUCCAUGUGUAUUUUUACCUUUGAGUCUUUCCAGUCUGGUAAGAUCUAAUGGUUUGAUUAAUUUAGGUUUUCCAAUAUACGUAUGGAUCAGAAAUUUAUUGGUCACUAGCAUACCAAAUUGCAAGAAUGAAUUAAAAUAUUAUCAUUCUAAUAAAGGAUCACUUUUUUUUAGUAUUAGACACAUAUGGAUAAGUUUAAUCCAAAUAUUUGUAGUAGUUAUUUUAUCAAUAUUGCCAUUACAUUAUUUACAAAUUUAUAACUAUGAACACUUUUGUAAAUCAGAUAAUAAUGCUAGUGAAGUACCAUCUUAUGUAAAAGAAUAUGCAAAAAACAAUAAUUUAUUAUUGAUUGAUGAACAUGAAUUUACAUGGUGUCAGUCAAAACCUUCAUUGUCUUUAAUAUCAUCAUAUUCUUACAUUCAAAGCAAAUAUUGGGAUGUUGGCUUCUUAAAAUACUAUAAAUUUAAGCAAAUACCAAAUUUUUUGUUAGCUUUACCAAUUUUAUAUAUAUUUUUAAACUGCAGUUAUGAAUUUUUCAAAGAACACAAAUCAAAAUUUUUUACGCUACAAUUUUUUACUGGCUCUAAUGAUAAUCAAAAAUCUGAAAAGAAUAGAUACCCUUUGGAAAUGUUUGUAUUUAUAGUACAUGGGCUAUUCUUAACAAUUGUUUGUAUUUCUAUUGUUCAUAUUCAAGUGAGUACAAGAUUAUUGUGCUCCGCUAGUCCAGUCAUUUAUUGGUAUUGUGCCUUAGCUACUAUGAAAAAAGUUCAAUUGUCUAAAAGUACUAAACAGUUGGAAUAUGAAAGUCACGAUAAUAUGUAUUCCAGGUGGAAAGUAUUUUUUAUAACACAGAACGAAUAUUCAUACAAAGAAAAAUUGAUUUUUGGCUACUUUUUAGGAUAUACAAUAUUAGGCAGCUUCAUGUUUUCAAAUUUUUUACCUUGGACAUAAAUGAAUAGCUAAAAAAACUUUAUC